AUGGAGGCGCACACUGCGCCUGCGCUGCUCCUCGCGCUAGCCCCUCCCCCGCCCCCUCGAUUCAAUGAUGUGCAUGUGAAAUUCAGCCAAGAAGAGUGGGCUUUGCUGGAACCAUCACAGAAACAACUCUACAAUGAUGUGAUGUUAGAGACCUGUAAAAACCUCACUGCGAUAGGCUACAAUUGGGAAGACCAUACCAUUGAAGAACAUUUUCAAAGUUCUACAAGUAAUAAAAGGCAUGAAAGCAGUCGUACUGAAGAGAAACCUUUUAAAUGCACUCUAUGUGGUAAAUCCUUCCACCAUACCACUGGUCUCAAAAGCCAUGAAAGAACACAUACUGGAGAGAAGCCUUACAAAUGUAAUCAAUGUGGUAAAGCCUUUACAAAAAACAGUCAGCUCAUACGGCAUAAAAGAACACACACUGGAGAGAAACCAUAUGAAUGUAAUGAGUGUGGCAAAGCCUUUUCACAAAACAGUAAUCUCAUAAGCCACAAAAGAACACACACUGGAGAGAAACCAUAUGAAUGUAAUGAGUGUGGCAAAGCCUUUUCACAAAACAGUAAUCUCAUAAGCCAUAAAAGAACACACACUGGAGAGAAACCUUAUGAGUGUAACCAGUGUGGUAAAGCUUUUGCAAAAAACAGUCAUCUCAUAAGCCAUGAAAGAACACACACUGGAGAGAAACCUUAUGAAUGUAACCUGUGUGGUAAAGCCUUUGCAGAAAACAGUCAUCUCUUAAGCCAUAAAAGAACACACACUGGAGAGAAACCUUAUGAAUGUAACCAGUGUGGUAAAGCCUUUGCAGAAAACAGUCAUCUCAUAAGCCAUAAAAGAACACACACUGGAGAGAAACCUUAUGAAUGUAACCAGUGUGGUAAAGCCUUUGCAGAAAACAGUACUCUCAUACGGCAUAAAAGAACACACACUGGAGAGAAACCUUAUGAAUGUAACCAGUGUGGUAAAGCCUUUGCACAAAACAAUCAUCUCUUAAGUCAUAAAAGAACACACACUGGAGAGAAACCUCAUGAAUGUAAUCAGUGUGGUAAAGCCUUCGCACAUAACAGUACUCUCAUACGGCAUAAAAGAACACACACUAGAGAGAAACCUUAUACAUGUAACCAGUGUUGUAAAGCCUUUGCACAAAACAGUCAUCUCAUAAGCCAUACAAGAACACACAAUGGAGAGAAACCUUAUGAAUUUAAUGAGUGUGGUAAAGCCUUUGCACGCAACAAUAAUCUCAUAAGCCAUAAAAGAACACAUACUGGAAAGAAACCUUAUGAAUGCACUCUAUGUGGUAAAUCCUUCCACCAUACCACUGUUCUUAUAAGCCAUAAAAGAACACACACUGGAGAGAAGCCUUACAAAUAUAAUCAAUGUGGUAAAGCCUUUGCAAAAAACAGUAAGCUCAUACGUCAUAAAAGAACACAUACUGGAGAGAAACCUUAUGAAUGUAACCAGUGUGGUAAAGCCUUUGCACAAAGCAGUCAUCUCAUAAGCCAUAAAAGAACACACACUGGAGAGAAACCAUAUGAAUGUAAUGAGUGUGGCAAAGCCUUUGCAAAAAGCAGUAAUCUCAUAACUCAUAAAAGAACACACACUGGAGAGAAACCUUAUGAGUGUUACCAGUGUGGUAAAGCUUUUGCAAAAAACAGUCAUCUCAUAAGCCAUGAAAGAACACACACUGGAGAGAAACCUUAUGAAUGUAACCAGUGUGGUAAAGCCUUUGCCGAAAACAGUCAUCUCAUAAGCCAUAAAAGAACACACACUGGAGAGAAACCAUAUGAAUGUAAUGAGUGUGGCAAAGCCUUUGCACAAAGCAGUAAUCUCAUAACUCAUAAAAGAACACACACUGGAGAGAAACCUUAUGAGUGUUACCAGUGUGGUAAAGCCUUUGCACAAAACAGUACUCUCUUAAGCCAUAAAAGAACACACACUGGAGAGAAACCUUAUCAAUGUAACCAGUGUGGUAAAGCCUUUGCCGAAAACAGUCAUCUCAUAAGCCAUAAAAGAACACACACUGGAGAGAAACCUUAUGGAUGUAACCAGUGUGGUAAAAGUUUUGCACAAAACAGUCCUCUCAUAAGACAUAAAAGAAAACAUACUGGAAAGAAACCUUAUGAAUAUACCCAAUGUGAUAAAGACUUUGCACAGCAGUCUCCGGAAACAUGAAAAAACGCACAGUUUAGAGAAGCUUGGUGAGGAUAAUUAGUGUGAUAAAACCUUUGCAUAUAACAGUCAUCUCCUAAGACAACAGCACAUUCUGGAGGGAAACCAUAUGACUUAACAGUGUGGCAAAGCCUUUGCACAUAACAUCUCCUAAUACAUAAAAGAAAACAUACUGGAAAGAAGCUGUCUGACUAUAACCAAUGUGAAAAAACUUUUGCACUUCAGAAUCAUCCUCACACUCAUGAAAGAAAUCCUAAUGGACAGUGCUUUUAAC
Molecule: messenger RNA, 2440 nt
Organism: Meriones unguiculatus (Mongolian gerbil)
Lineage: Eukaryota; Metazoa; Chordata; Mammalia; Rodentia; Muridae
Product: zinc finger protein 431-like
Exons: 5
Coding region: 1-2169 (722 amino acids)
Biological process (GO): regulation of DNA-templated transcription
Source: RefSeq, a predicted model, not a curated record